Molecule: messenger RNA, 909 nt
Organism: Cantharellus anzutake
Lineage: Eukaryota; Fungi; Basidiomycota; Agaricomycetes; Cantharellales; Hydnaceae
Exons: 1
Coding region: 247-717 (156 amino acids)
Source: RefSeq, a predicted model, not a curated record
CCGCUGGUUCCAAUCCUCGAAUUCAGACCGUCCCGUCUUCUCAUCCUCAACAAUAGUAUCUCGUCCGCAGCUUCGAGGAAUGUGAUUCCUGGCUCAGUCCCUUUCUUCCCGAGCCUUUCCUCCUGUAACUUCCACUCCUGCCAAUCCGCCCACUGAUUCUUUUACUUCUUUGCCACACAAUGCUUCAAAUUUGGUGAAUGUGAUCCCUCCCUUCCUGGUCCUCCUUUUCAACGUGAUCAAACUGCAAUGGAGGAGGGAAUCCCCGCUACCACGCAAACAAGAUCAAAUUCGACAGUGCACCCAAUCCACUCAAAGGGGCUAUUUGCACCAAUCAUGCGAAAUCCGCGUGUACGAAAAAAAAUCAACGUGUUGUAUAUAACCAAACUUCAUCUGCGCUACGUCGAGAUCAAGCUGCUAAAUCCAGUUUUGUCCUCCUUUCCUCAAAUUCACAAUUCGUCGCAAACAAUUUCCUCGCCGACUGCCCUAGUCCCACCACGCAUUCAAGUUAUCAUCAACGGUACUUCUCGACACAUUUUUGCACAACACUAUGGGAGUUUCGGAACAUCGGACUCACUAUACUGGUGCAUCACUUUCUCUUAUUGUCCAGGAAGGGAGGAAGGGAACACAUUGACGAAAUUCAAAGCAUUGUCAGGUGGAGAUGUAAUAAAAAUUAGUGGGCGGAUUGCCAGGAGUGGAAGUUUCGGGAGGAAAAAGUGAAGAAGGCCGAGCAAGAAAGUUGGGAAAGAGACUGAGCCAGGAAUCGCACUACUUGAAGCUACGGACGGAGUUGUAUUGUCGAGAGGAAGAGAAGGCAGAAGAGUCUGAAUUCGAGGACUCGAACCAGGGGGAGCAUCGGAAGCCAUGACGUCACCUCCAGCUGCACUGGUUGAAGCCGUGAACCUCGACUCG